Messenger RNA from Capsicum annuum, 1519 nucleotides. RefSeq lists its product as uncharacterized. The transcript has 3 exons. The record is from RefSeq and is a predicted model, not a curated record. The coding region runs from base 602 to 1138 and encodes 178 amino acids. NCBI's taxonomy places the organism in Eukaryota, Viridiplantae, Streptophyta, Magnoliopsida, Solanales, Solanaceae.
ACCCUUCAAGUACUAGAAAUGGUUCUAAAAUACUCUCCAUCUAUCUUUUGGCUCUAAAAUGCCCUUCUAUCCACCAAUAGGGCUCCAAAAUACCCUUCCACUUAACAGACCUUUGAUUAGGCUUUAAUUUAACACAUGACAGCUUGUCAUUGAUUAAAAAUUUAAUUAUUUUUAAAACCCAACUUAAUUUCCACUUAAACUACCCACCCAUCUGUCCAACCCAAUAACCCAACCCAAACAUAACAAUUAGAGGGGAAACAUUCGUUUCAGCUUCUCCAAAAUUCCAAUCGCAAUUUUAGGGUUUCUCAAAUAUUCAAUCGCGGUUUCUAAGCUGCCAAACGCCGCCGACGGAGCUUCGGCAACUUUGACGGCGGUGUACCAGUGCCAAAAUGUGCGCCAAGCCUCCGUGAACCUAACCCAACAAAAAUCCCCAAAAAAUACUGCCUCAAACACCGAAAAUUUGCAUUUGAAUGCAUCGCCACCAUUUGCGAUUUUUGGUAGUGGCAGCGCCGCCGCAGCUCACCGUCAAAUAGGGAAAACUCAACACCAAACGGGGCAUCUCCUUCAGGCGACCAAACCCCAGCAAGAAGAUCCAAAAAAUAUGGCGUCAAUUGUCGCCAAUUUGAGAUCGAAAAUUUCGCUGGCGGAGCUCCAAAUCCAACAAUUUCAACGCCAAUCAAAUUCAAAUGAGGUCAGGAACAUAAAUUUCACAAAAGCUCCUUUGAUUUCUUCACAGAACGUGUCCAAUUUUGAAAUUAGAGUUUCAAAACCCCAAUUUCACUACGACAACGUUCCGACUGCUGUAAAUCAAAAUUGGUCAGUAGAUAUGGUUCAAAAUGUCUCAAGAAAUGUAUCCCUUAUGAAUUCCAGGGCCGAUUCAUCACAGAACUCAACCAAUUUGAAUUUCUAUAAAUCAAAGUGUGUUAAAGUUGAUGAAAAUGCAGUGCAUUCAGUUGGGGACCCUAAAGUAAGUACUCAUCAUUUGAACAUAAUGACCGAGAAGAGAGAGACAGAAGAUCGUAUUGCAGAUGAGAAGGCUAGUGGAAAGAGGCAGAAGACUGUCCAGCAGCCUUCUGAUGAAGAUCGUGACAAAAAUGUCCGCCAAGGAAAGCAAAAGAAGAGACUGUCCUUUUCUUGAUACAGUCAAUAGACAGGGUGAAUUGGAAGUUGUCGAAGAGAUGCAGAAUGAAGCAGGCCGUAUUGUUUCAAAGACUAGCAAAAUGCCUUUCUUGUUGCCUCGUCAAGUACAUUCCUGAUGAAGAUUCUGAUGAAUUUGAAAAAGAUGACCAAUCAAUUUUAAAGCCUACUAAAGACAAGGAUGGGUGGAAAGUAAUAAAGAAGUAACUGAAUAUAUAAUCUAGUUUUUAGAGUUUGUUUAUUGUUAUGUAAUGGCACAAUGAAACUUUAUAUUUGAUUUUUUUUAAUGUUAAUUAGACUUGAUAGUUGUUGUAUCUGGGAACAAAUGACCAAUGUUUUGUGGUUUUUGAACAAUGCAAUUGGUGACAAUUUGCUAUUGUGA